AUGUCCGACGACGCGCGCGAGCGUCCUCGCGCGUCGCCGGACGCCGCCGUCGCGUCGUCGUCGUCGCGUCCCUGGACGCUCGCCGUCGCGCUGCGCGCGCACGCCGCCGCCGUCAAGUCCGUCGACGUCGCGCGCGCGUCCGCCGACGGCGCGACGACCGUCGUCAGCGCGUCCGCGGACGGCGACGUGCUCGCGCGACGAUCGAACGGCGCGACGUGGGAGCCCCUGGCGCGCUUGCGCGGGCACGACGGCGGCGCGCGCGCGGCGAGGUGCGCGGGACGCGCGCGAGACCGCGUCUUGUCGGCGUCGUACGAUCGAACGGCGCGCGUGUGGACGCUUCCGAGGCGCGCGAACGACGCGGGCGAGGCGACGCGGGCGAAAUCGGCCGCGGUGGUGACGCUGCGAGGGCACGGGGAUUACGUGGUGGAUUGCGCGUGGAGCGAAGACGAAAACUUGGGCGAGCUCGCGACGACGGCGAGCGCCGACGGCACCGUGCGCGUGUGGCGCGCGGAGACGGGAGAGUGCUUAAAAAUAGUCGACGCGCGCGAAGAGGGCGUCGGGGCGGUGACGUGCGUGGACGCGCGCGCGACGACGGACGACGCGGGGACGACGUCGGACGACUGCGUCGUCGUCGCGGGUCUGAUGGACGGUUCGGUCAGGUUCUUUCACGUGCGCACGGGGGCGUGCGCGUUGAUAUUGGUGGGUCAUCUCGGCGCGGUGACGUCGGUGGCGACGCCGGAUGCGCCGGAGACGUGGAUGGAUUCGGCGAAGGCGCGCACGCGCGUGUGUUACGGUUGCCGAGACGGCGCCGUCGGGUGCUUUGACGUGUCUUCGGAUGAGGGUGGUCAAAGAGCGGACGUGACGCACUUAAUGCGUCGACGGACGCAUCCAGACGCCGAUCUCGAGGCCACGACGAGCGUUAAAUUUAUCCUCUCCAACGCGCAAACGCUCGCGUCGUCGUCUGAAGACGGCACGGUGAGAAUAUGGAACGUCCAGCGCGGCGAGUGCGCGAUGGUGUUGACGGGACAGACCGCCGGCGCGUCCAUUGAUUGCGUCUCCAUGCUGGAUGACGUCUUGGUCAGUGGUGGUUCCGAUGGGAGCGUUUCGAUUUGGGAGAAGAAACCGCGAGCGUCCACUGAGGAGAGUAGACGCGACGACGACGACGACGAGGCGACGCUCGCGACGCGCGCCGACAUCGCCCUUCGGUGGCUCUUGCGCCGGGGACCUCAAAUUCGCGUCGACGAAGUCGACGAAAUCGAAGAACGCCUCCUCGUCGCCGCAUUCGACGCCGCGGAUCGAGAAGCGCGAGCGUUGCUCGCCGUGCGCCCGCUCGCAGACGACCGCGAAUGCGGCGUCUGUCGCGAUUCGCUCGCCGUCGGCGAACUCGCGCAGCUUCCUUGCUCUCACACUUUUCACGCCGAUUGUCUCCUUCCGUGGAUGCGAGUGUCGCACCAGUGUCCUCUCUGCCGUGAAGUCAACUACGAGUCCGGCGUCUCGCACGCCCUGGCGUGCGUGCGCGUCUUCGCUCCCGCGCGUCGGCCCGCGAUUCGCGACUCCGGCGCCGUUUCGAUCGAACUCGCGACGCCGACAUCCUAG
Messenger RNA from Ostreococcus lucimarinus CCE9901, 1596 nucleotides. RefSeq lists its product with no specific name. Lineage: Eukaryota; Viridiplantae; Chlorophyta; Mamiellophyceae; Mamiellales; Bathycoccaceae. The transcript has a single exon. The coding region runs from base 1 to 1596 and encodes 531 amino acids. Gene Ontology annotation, molecular function: protein binding. The record is from RefSeq and is a predicted model, not a curated record.